Molecule: messenger RNA, 12123 nt
Organism: Xenopus tropicalis (tropical clawed frog)
Lineage: Eukaryota; Metazoa; Chordata; Amphibia; Anura; Pipidae
Gene: myo15b
Product: myosin XVB
Exons: 67
Coding region: 877-12123 (3748 amino acids)
Cellular component (GO): cytoplasm; cytoskeleton; myosin complex
Molecular function (GO): cytoskeletal motor activity; ATP binding
Source: RefSeq, a predicted model, not a curated record
AACUACAACUCCCCGAUUCCUUUGCAGAGCUCCUGGGAAGUGUAGAGGGGCAGCAGAGGCUGCUGGGAAGUGUAGAGGGGCAGCAGAGGCUGCUGGGAAGUGUAGAGGGGCAGCAGAGGCUGCUGGGCAGUGUAGAGGGGCAGCAGAGGCUGCUGGGCAGUGUAGAGGGGCAGCAGAGGCUGCUGGGCAGUGUAGAGGGGCAUCAGAGACUGCUGGGCAGUGUAGAGGGGCAUCAGAGGCUGCUGGGCAGUGUAGAGGGGCAUCAGAGGCUGCUGGGCAGUGUAGAGGGGCAUCAGAGGCUGCUGGGCAGUGUAGAGGGGCAUCAGAGGCUGCUGGGCAGUGUAGAGGGGCAUCAGAGGCUGCUGGGCAGUGUAGAGGGGCAUCAGAGGCUGCUGGGCAGUGUAGAGGGGCAUCAGAGGCUGCUGGGCAGUGUAGAGGGGCAGCAGAGGCUGCUGGGCAGUGUAGAGGGGCAGCAGAGGCUGCUGGGCAGUGUAGAGAAGCAUCCGGUUAGCCGGGGCUGCCCAUAGGCUUUGACACUGUUUAGUCCUAUUGUUGUGGGGCUGUGAAUAAUUGAUUUAGCCCUGUGGUUUGAGCAGGAGAAGGUUCAGCGCAUCGAGGCGGCUGGAACACACCGAUGUCAUUAAGAAUACUGAGCCCCGUCUGUCGCCCCUCCGCCAGUCCCACCAAAGCAGCCGCAUCUGAACCCCUAGGCGCCAAGAAUGAAUGUGGAACCCGAACCCCAAGACUGACACUUAUCUCUGUAACAGACCCCAAAUCUUAUCCUGUGGCUUCUCCUCCUGUAUAUGGCUGUAGCCUGUUUGAGUUGUGUUCUCCAUGGUUUCUAUAUAAAAGACAGUGAAAUACCCAACGUCGGCAAUGCCGCGGUCUAAAGUUACAAGGGCGGCUAAGUGUGAAGAUCACAAAAGGAAACCGACAAAAGAAAGUAAAUCCUCAAAGGUGAAAGGGCUACCAGGUUUAAAUCCCGGGGAAAGAAAUCCCGACUCCCAUGUUAGAAGCACAACGCCCGAGGACAAGCAAAUAAGGGACAGUGACAAGUCAGGAAAGAAAGUGAGAGGGGAAAGGUCAGUAGAGCUGAAAAGGAAAGAUGAGAAAGAGAAGACGAUAAGUAAUACAGACAGAGGGAGAUCCCCUGGGAAGCGAAGAACCAGUUCUCAGUGUCGUAAGCGCUCCAGUAGUGCCGCUCGUUCUAGAUCUUCCACAACUAGCAGACAAAGCUCUUCUCUUAUAGAAGGUCCCAGCCCUAAAGCAACAACCAACUCCAGCAAGGAGAGACACACUGACGCCUUACAAGCCAAGGAGAAAGGGCCUCACUUAAAUCCCAAAACAAAACCUUCAUCCAAGACCACGUCUGUCAGUCUAGAACCCAACCAGGAAAAAUGGUCCGCACUCAACUCAGAGUCAGAUCAAGAAAAUGGAUUUAUUAAAUGUAAAGAGGAAACCUCCCCAAGGAUAAAGUUAUCCAGUAAAGGAGAAAAUGGACAAUCUAUUACCCCAAAACAGAGUUUAGCUUCAAAAAGUACUAAAAAGAGGGCAGAUCCUUCCAACAUUCCAGAGACAGGUGUUAUUUGUAAGACCAAGUCAGACAAAAAUAAAGCUAGGGAGAACGUUGCAUCUGAGCCUAGAAGGGACGUUUCCAGUAACAGAAAGAGUAAGGGAGAGGCUCCAGCCAAGAACAAUGAGACUUUCCCCGAGACAAAUAAUGGGGGAGACCAUAAACUGAUACAAAGUGCAGAAGAUGGCCAGUCUGGCAUUAGAACAAAGCAUGAACACUCCUCGUCUGUCACUAAGGGGGUUAAAGCUUUAGCCAACACUAAGAAGAAGAGGGAGGCCUCUCAUGAAACCAAACCUAAAGAGGGAGCAAUAACCAAUACCAGAAAUGAGAACGAUAUACCUAGAAUACACAGAACAGCUCCAAAAAAAGGUGGAGAACCAGCAGCACACACCGUGACCGGAGCAGAACAAAAGAUUAAACCAAAGGUAGAUGCUCAGUUUGAGACCAACAGAAAAAAAGAAGUUCUGUCAUUGACAAAGAAUGAUAAAAAAUCUACCCAUGCCGAUAAUGGUGAUGGUAGUUCAAAAACUUUGCCUUCUUCCAGAAUGAAAGUAGAACAUCCACAUAUGACUAAUAGUGAAGGAACGUCAUCAACAGAUAGUCCUAGGGAAACCAAUGAAAAAAUAGGACAUUCAUCCACAGAUCCAAGAGAAUUUAACAGUGAUUUUGAGCUAAGUGAAGACAAAUCGAGAAGAACACGAUAUUUAAAAAAUAGUUCAUCUCAAGUAACCAAAGGCGUGUCAUCGGUGAGCAAGAAAUCAGACAUUAAGACCAAAAGCCCCAGAAACCUAAAGAAACUAGAAGACUCCACAAAACUGAAAGAGCCACAUUCGACUGGGGAAGGAAAAGCUAGAAAUGUAAAAAACAAAAGAAUAAUUUCAUCUUCAGAUAGAAGCUCCCAUGAGUCAACAGAAGAAGACAAUGUAAGCGAUUCACCAAAUCAACCUGAAGAACAUUCUGAUGAAAAAGAUUCAGAUGAAGAAAGUGAAAAGACCAAAACAGAAGAAGACCAAGGUUCCUCCUCCACCUCCAGUGAUGAAGAAGCAAAUGGAACACAAAAUGCCACAAAUAAACACAAUGGCAGCCAGCAGACAACAGAAAUAAGCAGUGAUAGUGAAGGUGAAAGUUCUACAGGAACAUCUGAUGAGGAACAUUCUAUAAAGGAAGAUGACAUGGAACGCUCCUCUGCAGAGGAAGAAAUCAGUGAAUCUGACAAUAAGAAUGAUGGGAAAGUGGAAGAGGAAACAGAUGAAAGUGAGACUGAUGAUGAGCAAAGUGUAAAGGUGGAAAUAAAGGAAAAUAAUCAGGAAAAAGAUGUCAAGGAAGAACAUAAUGAAACUGCGGAUGAAGGCUCAUCGAGAAGCCAGGAGGACAGUUCAGAGGAAUCACAGACAGAUGAGAACACAAGUGACAACUCUUCAUCAGAAGAAAGAUCCAAAGAAGAAUCAGAAGAAGAAAAGGAAAGCAAAGUUAAUAACCCACCACCAUCUGUGGUGACGGCAGCUAAAAGGCGACCAUUACCAUCUGGUGUCAAAGCUAAACUCCUCCACAUUAGAGCCGAUACAGCUUCUACAGACCUUGCUGAUGGAGUGAAACGUAGAAGAGAUGUUGGGAUGGCUUCUAGAAUACAUAGGAGUCCAGAUUUGCAGUCUCCACCAAGCUUGAAUUCUAGGAGGAAGAGAAGCCAGAAAUCCUCUGUUCGUCUGAAAGAUGAAGAAGUCAAACAAGAGCAAUCAACCAAACCACAACAGCUUCUGACAGCACAGACACAUAUAAUCACCAGCCUGAGGAGGAAGCAGAGAGAAGCCAGAGAAAAGCUGCAAAACGAGAAGAAGGAAGAUUUGCAGUCAAGUUCAUGCGAUGUCCAAUCAGAAGCAGAUAAGUUCCGGCAGGAAGAACUGAAUUCUAAGCAAUCUAGUAUAUCCACAGUAUCUAGUAGUUCUAAGGUUCAGAAGAAAGAAGUGGGCCUGGGGAAAUAUAAAGCAGGACAGAGAGAACAGGAUCAUGAAGAUCAGUUCACAAAUGAGAAACCAAAGGGUCAUGAGGAUCAAUCCACCAAAGAGAUUCCGAAGCCAAAUGAGGAAAGGCCUCCAAGUCUGGACACUACAUUCGAGAAGCGCAAACAUGCCACACCGGCAUGCUCCAUUUCAGCAUUUCGAAAAGUGACUGGGUGGUUGAGGAGGGUCCCACCCAAGAGCUCCAGCCUGAAAAAGCGCUUGGCUAAUGUUGCCCGAGCCAUAGGAAUCUCUGAUUGGUUGUUCAGAACAUUCAGAAGUAGAAAGAAACAGCGCCAAUGUCAACUAAAGAGAAGAGCUGCCAUAAGGAUACUGAGCACCUCCAGACUGGUGAAUCAGAUUAACCAAGCUACCACCGCUGUGACUAAUUUACAAACUGGGGCUGGAGUGGGUGGAGACCAUUCCGAUCCUAAAAUCUUAAAAAACAGUGUGACCAACAGUGAUACAGAUCAGCCUAAGCCUGACUCUCAGGCUCAAAAUUUGAAGGCAAUACCAGAACACACCGAGGUGGAAGAAACCACAGGCACGGGGGAUGCAAAAUAUGCCAUAGUUUUCCCAAGAAUCCAUCACUUGGCCAAAACCAUCAAAAUUUCUCCUACAGCACUGCAGAAUGCACAAAGAUCUGCCCAAAGAGUGGUUGUGUCUGUAACCCCAGCCAGCGCCAAAGGAUCUCAGACAAGAGUACAAAAAACUGAAACAAAAGGCACCUGGAACCCAAAUGAGUCGGAAGUUAUGGUUCCUUCAAACCCCAAGAAACAGACAACUGAUAGAGUCCAGUUGGUAGAUUCCGGAUCUAUGGUUAAUCCAAGAUCCGAAAGUGGUGAUAAUCACUUUGGUAAAGUCACUUCUCUGAAGGCUUUAUCUCACAGGGAAACACAACAGGAGAUGGGAGACAAUCUGGAACCCCAACCAGUGGAUGAACGAGUUGAUGAUUCCCUGGUGGAAUCUUCCACUCCAGAGACAGAAGAGGAAGACGCUGAGCUAGAUCUUCCUUACGAAGCGACGACUCAUGUUCACUGGGCACAGGGUGUUCCAGGAAGGGGUGAUUCUAUUCGCUGGCUGAGCUCGGAGACCCUGCUACCACAGCUAACUGUUGAAAACCUAAGCAAAUGGUCGAUGUACCACGGAAUGCCUCGGCCAAAAACAGUCCAAGCCCUACAGCCUACCAGAGACCGAUGGGAAGCAGAGGACUCGAGCGAAGACAUGUUACAGAUGUCCAUGAACAAGAAGCAGGUGCGAGGAGCAGAUUGCCCAGAGGCAGAGGAAGUAUCUGACCUGUGCUUCUUGAAGGAUGUCUGCGAAAGUGCCGUCUUGCUUUGCUUGAAGAGGAGGUUCCAUCGCAAUGAAACGUAUACACAUGUUGGACACAUGCUCCUCUCGAUGAACCCGGGGAAAGCCCUGAAUAUACACAGCCCGGAUAUGGCUCAAGUUUAUUGGGAUGGAGAGUCUGUGGAAAAACCCCCUCAUAUCUUUGCAGUUGCGGAGGAUGCCUACAGCCUGUCCCAGACCUCCGACGUUGCCCCCAAUAUCUUGCUCAGCGGCCACAGUGGUUCUGGGAAGAGCGAAGCAGUGAAGCUUAUGGCGCUCUACUUGGUGACCUUGUCUACGAGGCAAGAGGAGAAGAUCUUGCAGCUCGAAGACUUUCUUAAAGUCCUGGAAAGCUUUGGAAAUGCAAAAACUGUUUUUAAUGAUAACUCCACGCGUUUUGGGCAGGUCCUACAGCUGUAUCUCCACAGCGGUGCCGUAGUGGGGGGCAUGGUGUCUCCGUUUCUCCUGGAGAAGUCUCGGGUUGUGUUUCAGGCUCAGGGAGAGAGGGGCUUCCAUGUUUUCUAUGAACUGCUUCGGGGCCUUCCUGCUCAUGAGAAGCAGAGACUGUACCUCCAGGAACCGGAGACCUACUAUUACUUGAAUCAGGGUCGAGCAUGUGACGUCCGGGGGAAGAAUGACAAGCAGGACUUUGUGCUAUUGGGAAAAUGCCUCCGUGCCAUUGGGCUUUCAUUUACAGAGCUGACAGCCAUUUGGGCCGUUCUUAGUGCCAUCUUGCAGCUCGGCAACAUCUGCUUUAGCUCCUGUGAGAAGGAUUCCUUUGGCCUGGCAGCCGCUUUCAGUGCCACUGAGGUCCGAAUAGUGGCCAGCUUGCUGCAGAUCUCCCCUGAAGGACUUCAGAGAGCCAUUACCCAGAGAGUCACUGUGACUUCCUACGAUAGAGUUCUCUCUCCUCUGUCAGUUGAAGCUUCAAUAGAUGUUCGGGACGCCAUCUCCCAGACCCUGUACUCACUACUUUUUAAUUGGCUGCUGGAGAAAGGAAACAGUUGGCUGCAUCCGCAGAAGAUGGACAAGACCUUGGGUAUUGUAGACGUCUGUGGAUUUGAGAACCUUGGGGUUAACAGUCUGGAGCAGCUGUGCAGGAAUUACGCCAAUGAGCACAUACAGCACUACAGCAAACAGAGACUGGUCAUCCAGGAACAGGCAGAAUACGCAAGGGAAGGGCUACGCUGGGUCCCCCUAAACCAGGAGAGCGUGGGCCCCUGCCUGGGGCUUCUUACUGAACCCCCCCAUGGAAUCUUCCAUAUGCUGGAGGAGCAGAGCAGCUUGGCACAGGCCACGGACCACACGUUCCUACAGAAGUGCCACUAUCACCAUGGUAACAGCGGCUGCUACAUCAAACCCAAGCUCCCACUUCCUGUGUUUACCCUCCAGCAUUACGCGGGGCCCGUGACGUACCAGGUCCAUAAUUUCUUGAAUAAGAAUCGGGACAGACUGCCGGCGGCAGCGACAGAAGUGCUGAGCCAAAGCCGCUUGCGGCUCCUUUCAGAACUUUUCACCCAGAGCAGAAGUUCCAACCAGCAGAAAGAGGGCGGGGCUUUGGCCAAAGAGCUGACUCUCACUGGGAGGUUCCAGGCGUCCCUACAGGAGUUGACCAGUUGUUUGGAGAGGGGUCGUACCCUGUUUGUUCGUUGCAUCGCCCCCAACCCUAAACAGCUCCGAGGAAUAUUUGAUGUGGACUUUGUAAGUUCCCAGUUGAGAAACUCUGGGAUUCUAGAGACUGUGCAGCUUAUGAAGGAGGGUUACCCUAUCCGUAUCCCGCUGAAGGACUUUGUGGCCAGAUAUGGCUACCUGGUGAGGAGCAGUGCCUCAUUUGCAAAUGACCAAGAGUGCUGCACGGCUGUUCUGACCAAGGCUGUGGGAGAUGCCUCCAAGCUUUACCAGAUUGGGCUGUCAAAGGUGUUCCUGAAGGAGGAAGGGAAGGAGAUGCUGCAGGGUUACCUGGAUGUGAUAAGGAGACACGCUGCCAUCACCUUGCAGAGAAACCUCCGAGGAUUCCUAAACCGCAAGAACUUCCAAGUCUACAGGAACAAAAUUACCGUCAUCCAGGCCCAUGUGCGGGGUCACCAAGCCAGGAGGCGCUAUAGGCAGCUUAAGCACACACGAGUACAGCUCGGGGCGGUUCUCCUUAUCUCCAAGGUCCAUUCAAAGCAUCUGAAGCUAAAGGAGCCAGGCCAGGACUCCCUGCUCAGCAUGGACCUGACCCGGUUGGCCAUCCCAGCUGAACUUGCCUCUCUUCUGAAAUCUCCUGAAGUACGGUCCCACGCUCAGAGUGCCCGGAUCACCGAGGUCUCCCCUCCGCAGGUUGUGGCCCAGUCUGCCCUGUCUCUUCCCAGCGACAUCAACAACUUCCCAUUCUCCAACUUUAUCCAAUCGUAUUUCAAGGAUCCUACCUUGCCCCCCAUAGGGCAGCCAUUGUCUGACCCUCUGACGCGCGUGUCCCGGAAUGAUAAUGGAGCUGCUCUGGAGCUUUAUAAACUGGCGCUGCGGUUUGUGGGGGACACAUCGAUGCCCUCCUGGCAGCAGAGGAUUGUGGGUAAUUAUAUCGCGGAGCGUUGCCUGCGCCAACCUUCGCUGAAAGACGAGGUGCUGUGCCAAGUAGCGAGCCUGACAAUACAGAACACCAAUGAGGAGCAGUGCCAGCGGGCAUGGCUGCUCCUUAGCAUCCUGCUCAGCUGCCUCACACCCUCCCCCACCCUGGAGAAGCCCCUUCUCAAAUAUGUCUCAGACCAAGGGCCGGAAGGCUACAAAGCCAUGUGCCAGCACAAGAUUCUGCGAGGCGGCUCCCAGGGCCAGAAAACCCUGGAAAACCUGCGUUCCCAUGCCCCCACCCUGAUGGAAUGGACAGCCAGCGAAAGGAGGGGGAAGAUGGUCUUAGAUUUGAACACCUACAAUGAUGACAGAUACACAACAGAAGUUGAUUCUUGGACAACUGGAGAGCAGAUUGCUGGUUGGCUGCUGCAGUCUAGGGGGGUGGGGGAAAUGCCCAGAGGAUGGGCGGUAUCAAUCCUAGAUGGAGAUCAAUAUUUGGAUCUGUCUGGAGGUGACUUCAUACUGGAUGUUAUUGCUGAAGUAGAAGAUGGAGUCCCGCCUAACCCGGAGGCAACAGGCUUUCCGUUUGGAGAUAGCGGUAUUCCAGAGCCCCCUCCUGAUUUCGCUCCUCAGUUCCCAUUUGAGAAUCCAGGUUUCCCGCCUCCUGGGCUGCCACCUGCCCCUCCACCAGCUCCUCCUCCUCCUCCGGCCCCUCCUCCAUUGAACAUGAUGAACAGCUCCAUUCCUCCCGCCCCUCAGCUCCAGGCUCCCUCGAUGCCACAAGGCCUGGGCAGGCAGCAAAGAUUUGAGAACUAUGUGGAUGAGCUGUUCAGUCCGUUAGUGUCUCCCUCUGCGGAUUGGGAUGGACCGGAAUAUCUCAGCAGGCGGAUGAAAGGAGGGGGUGGGAUUGGUCCUAAUCGCCAGGGGGCUUUCUCUGCCGGAGGUUAUGGAGGGAUGGCUCCCAUGCCUUCCUACUCAAUGCCAAUGAUGAAUGGGAUGAUGCAGCCAAUGGGCAAUGCCCCAAUGAUGCCCUCGAUGGCAGGUAUGGCGCCCCAGCCAAUGAUGCCCCAGAUGAUGCCUCAGCAAAUGAUGCCCCAGCCAAUGAUGCCCCAGCAAAUGAUGCCCCAGAUGAUGCCCGCAUCCCAGCCGGUGAUGCCCUCAGUUGAUCCCAGCCAGGUGGCGGCCCAGCAGCAAGCUUUCAUUAACCAGCAGGCCCUGCUUCUGGCCCAGCAGAUGACGCUCCAGGCGACCAUGUUAUCUCAGCAGCAGCAGAAAAAUCUGCAAAAGCAGUCGCGUCCCACGGAUUCUACUCCAAGCCCUCGGGAUCCUUCUCCUGCCCGAGCUGCUAAACCUGUGCCCAAGCCAGCUGCUGCCACUGCACCCCCUCCUGCACCCCCAACCUCUACUGCACCCCCAACCUCUACUGCACCCCCAGCCCCUCCAGCACCUUCUGCAGAUCCUCCACCUGCGCCAGCUGCUCCAACGCCAGCACCAGCAGCCAAACCCAAACCAGAAAACAAACAAACAAAGGUUUUAUGGGAAACCGAAGAUGAUGAUGAGUUGGAAUAUGCUGAACAAAAACAAACAUUCCAACAGAAGAUGCAUUUCUUCCAGCGGAUGGGGAGUCAAGAGAUCAAAAUAAAAUCCCUGAAACCCCCUUCAAAAAUCCUCCUCCCAAACUCAGGGGGGCAGAAUAUCGGUACUGACAGUGACAGCGACGACGAACCGCCAAAAGCGCCCGAACCAGAGCCAAAGCCAAAGCCAAAAACGCCCACUCCAAAGGUCCCGCCUCCUGCCCCCAAGAAGCCCAAUCUGAAAGACAAAGAUCCCAAAGACUCCAAGGAUGAAGAAUCUAAAGAUAAAGUUCCCAAAAAGAAAGAUUCCAAAAAGGGCGCAGUUCUAAAACCUGCCCCAAAGCCAGAACCCAGCCAGCAAAUCAGAGAAAUCAUCAAGAUGUAUCAGAGCCGCCCCCAGCCCGAGCUGAAACCCUACGAGCCAGUCAGGAGACCAGCUCAGAGCUUCCUGAAGAAGAAGGACCCCAAACAGGAGGCUCUGGAGAGACUGCAGCUUGGUGGGAAACUGUAUGAGGAUCCUUCCAAGUCUCCCGUAUACGAGGAGGUGAAUUCCUUCCAGGAUAAGCAGAGAUCCCUAAUGGAUUUGUUUCAACCCAGCUUAAUUCCUCCUCCCCCCGAAAUGCAAGCUCCUGGGCUGGAGCCCCCAAAGAGCGCAGGCCGGUACCUGGAAGGGGACAAUUUGGCCAACUCGUCCCUAUGCAAACACACGGCCAGUGUCUUCUUCUCCUACAGCGAUGUGGGCUGGAGACUGUACGUGCGAAAGGAGAUCUUUUACCCGAAGGAGAAGUUUACCCAUCCGUACUGCCUGAACCUCCUGUGUGAGCAGAUAAUUCGAGACACAUUCUCAGAUUCUGGAUUUCGCCUGACGAAGGAUGAAAGGAGGAAGAUGAGAGACUUUCUGACUGAGUUUCAUGUGGGGGCCGAUGCCAACUCUAUCAGCGAGGAGUCCAUCAAGAAACGCAUUGUGAUCGCUGCGCGGGAUAACUGGGAGAAUUACUUCUCCCGCCUCUUCCCAGUCAGGCUGGAGGACGAUAUAGACCCAUUGCUCCUCGGAGUUUCCCACCGUGGCAUCCGGCUUGUCAAAGAUGUCCAGGCAGCAGGAGUCCAACACAGGCACCUGAAGACCCUGUGCAGUUACAGCUUUGCAGACAUCCUCUCUAUGGAAAUGCCCAGCUCCAGCAGCCUGCGCUUCUGCUUGCGCCACGAGGAGCUUCUGUUGCAUUCGGACAGAGCGCAGUCCCUCAAGGCUUUGAUAGAGAUUUUCGUGCACGAGCUGGUCAAGGAUUCAAACCACGUAGUCGCUCUGCGCAGUUACGUCACCGAUGAUAAAAGCCUUCUCCAAUUCAAAAAGGGUGACAUCAUCAAAGUGCUGCCAAUGGAGGGGCUGCAGCCAGGGUGGCAGUUUGGAUCCAUAGGAGGGCGCUCUGGUCUCUUCCCAUCUCGCAUGGUACAACCAGCGGCAGCCCCAGAUUAUUUCUCAGUGCUGGAACGGAAAGGGGAGACCAGGAAGUCACCACCACCAAAAGUCCUACAGAGGAGCUUGAGCAAGGAGAGUGAAGCAACAAGUAGGGCAUCCAUGAUUUCAAAGGCGCCAUCCUCAGCUCCUCCCAUGCCGAUAGAUGCAUCCCAGUAUACGAUGGUGGAGUUUGCACUGAAAUAUUUCCGGGAGGCACAGACCAUGUUGGGCUGGAAGGGAAUGGCGGCCGAAGGGAAGAAGGCAGUUCAGCUGGUCCAGCACACUAAGGUUCCAAUACAAGAAUCUCUGAUUUACUUUGAAGACAAGGAGCUGAAUGAGCCGGCGGCUAACAAUUUCAUGAGUCUGAUGAGAUUCAUGGGAGACCAACAGUUCAGACAGCAGGAUGAUAUGGGAUGUGCUUUUGAAAUCCUACAGCUAUGCCGGGAGAAACAGGUGCUGAGAGAUGAAAUCUACUGCCAAGUGAUUAAGCAAAUCACAGCGAACCCCAAACAGGAUAGCUGUAAUCGUGGCUGGCGUAUCCUAAGCCUCCUGACGGGAUUCUAUCUGCCAUCCCCCAACUUACUGCCAUGUGUCACCAAGUACCUUCAGGACUGCGUCGGCGACUACCAAGAAGUGUCCCGGCUCUGCCAGGAGCACCUUCGCCGGACCGUGCUGUACCAUGGGCGCAGACAUCUCCCAUCAAAAGCCGAGAUGGACGCUUUGCUGAAUGACCGAGUAUCUCGCCGACUGAUUAUAAAGUUACCCGGAGGAGCUGAGUUCACCACCAAAAUUAAGACCUUCACUGUGGCGGCUGACGUGGUGCCCGAGAUUUGUGAGCAAAUAAACGUCUCUGAGCCUGAGGAGACUGAUGAGUUUGCUCUGUUUGCCAACAAGAACAAAGGUGAAGUGGUACGGCCUCUGCGUGGGGGCGAAUAUAUCCACGACUUCCUGCUGCGGGACAACUCUGUGGACCUGGAAUUCCGCCGAGUGACUUGGAAGGCCACCCUUAGGGGGCGCAGUGAGCUGUAUAUCCAAUUGCACUUCAGUCAGAUGCUCAGUGACUACAUGCAGGGCAAAGCCUUGUUACUGAGCCCAUCCGAUCUUCUGGGGGUGCAGACGGGGAGAGUGGCUGCCAUUCUGCACAGGAUAAAGGGCCUUAGCAGCCCCCCGAGCAAGCAGGAACUUCUGGAUUAUAUUCCCAACUCAGUGCACAACCGCCUGAACCUUCAGGCUGCACAGCAGAGCCUUCUUCAGGAGCUCAGAGAGACCCAGAACAUCUCUGCUCAUCAGGCAAAGAUCCGAUUCUUGGAAACGGUUUCCAUUCUGCCCCUAUUUGAAUACAACGUAUACCAUGUGACGCGAAUAAGUGAACCCGGCAUGACGUCUCCUUGCUUUGUGGCCAUCAAUCACCAGCAUUUACUGGUCUUGGAGAAGAACAGUCAAGAACCAAGCAUGUGUAUCAACCUGCAAGAUAUUCAGAGCAUGCGCACAAUGCGCCCCUUUGACAGCAACACGCUACCGGGAGUGGAAAUUAAUUAUGGUUCGGCCGCAAACCCUCGUACCAUGUGGGUGGAACUCCAGGAGGCAAAAGAGCUGUAUCACACACUGGCCUUGGUCAUAGAAAACAUGGAGACUGCGCCAACAUAG